CAGCUGCUGUAUUGUCAACCAUGAUGUCUGGGUGCUGCUCGAAGAUGACGUUGCCUGAUCCACCGUUAGAAAUGGCUGCCGCAGCAAGGUCUUCACAGGAUGAUCUCUCUGAACGGACCAUCGAAGACAGGUAGGGGAACCUUAUGGCACCUUCGACGAUAGUCACGCGUUAUGUUAUGAGCGUUGUUGUUAAAAAACGACCUUUCGUGAUACGCGCCAUUCGGCCAGAGGAGGUACAUCAGGCUUACGAGAUUCGCCUUCGGACCAACUACAUAUUCUCAAAAAGCAGCAUCGAAACUGCGUGGAAGCUUAGCCCGGAGCAUUUCUUGGUCGCAGUGACCGAAAACGACGUUGUGAUCGGAAGCGCGUCCUGGUGCAAGUUCGGCCAAGGACUUUUCCUGCUGGACCAGUUGACUGUGAGACAUGAACAUCGCGGACUCGGUGUCGGCAAGGAAAUCCUCAGCGCUGUGCUAGAAGUCGUCAAGGAGAACUUCCUCCUCAGGCUUCCUGUACGUCUCGAAGAGCAGUUCGUCAAAGAAAUGCCCCUGUUUCCUUAUAGGUGCCCUGUUCCAUUUGUGGGUACUUGGCCAACGAUCCUCACAGAGGCAAGCUUUGUUGACGUGAACCUAAUAAACGUCAGGUUAAUCGAUCUCUACGACGAAAUAAUUAAUGAAGUCAUAAAAUACGACGAGGAUGUGCUGCGCUGUAAUCGAGACGCACUCGUCCAACACUUGCUGCACCUCCCCGGCGGGCAGUGCAAAAUUGCGGUCAGGGAGAGAAAGGGCGUCGAGUCUGUCAUCGGCUACGGUGUGAUUCAGGAGAUGAGUAACGGGUCCGGAGACGUCUCCGUGCUGUUGGCGAACGGACGCAACGUGGCAGCGAUUCUUUUGCGCGCACUAGUGGCGAAGUUUCCUCUGGCUGUCACUGCGGGGGUGAUGGUAACGUCACCAGCGUUGCCAGACGCCAACCGCAGCUUCGCCCAGCAGAUGGGGUUCAAAAUGCGACAGUCUUACGUCUGCAGGUUCAGCAAGAGGGAGCACCCGUUUGACCUCGUCCGCAUCUACUCUCUAGGAGGUGUUUAACCCGUGUUUAUGCAAAAUGUAGUUGACGUGACGGGUCGAUAUGUU
Messenger RNA from Ornithodoros turicata, 1127 nucleotides. RefSeq lists its product as uncharacterized. Gene Ontology annotation, molecular function: acyltransferase activity, transferring groups other than amino-acyl groups. Lineage: Eukaryota; Metazoa; Arthropoda; Arachnida; Ixodida; Argasidae. Bases 144 to 1082 code for a protein of 312 amino acids. The record is from RefSeq and is a predicted model, not a curated record. The transcript is spliced from 4 exons.